Molecule: messenger RNA, 2859 nt
Organism: Girardinichthys multiradiatus
Lineage: Eukaryota; Metazoa; Chordata; Actinopteri; Cyprinodontiformes; Goodeidae
Gene: fam114a1
Product: family with sequence similarity 114 member A1
Exons: 13
Coding region: 133-1902 (589 amino acids)
Source: RefSeq, a predicted model, not a curated record
UAUGAUACCUGUGCGGUGUCGGCAGCAGUGAAUCAUCUUGACCACCGUGACUCUCUGACGCUGUCACGGACCCCGGCCUGCCGACGUGGCGGGGCGGAAGAAGAGCCGCUGGCUGGCACCAAACGGGUCACCAUGUCUAAGGCUGUCACUUCUGAUGCAGAGCCCUGCACAGAGAGCGGGUCUCUGUCCGAAAAGGCUCUCCACACUGAUCCUGGCCCUCGUCAGGAUGAUUCAGCGCUCCUUGAGCAUCCGACGGCUUCACCGCAGCCUUCUCUCAACACAGAGAGCACAGACUUCCCUCACGCAGCCAAGCAGGCAGCCUUGGAGGACACCACGACCAAACCUGAAACAUCUGAGGGUCCGUCAGAACCACCUGCCGAAGAUCAGGUGGUUGAAUGUGACCAAGCAGUGAGCCUGGAGCCAGAUCCAGAGAGCUUGGAAGAGGAGGAGAAGAUGUCAGUCCAGCAGAAAGAACAGGGCUGGGGAGGCUGGAGUACUUGGGGAAAAUCUCUUCUGAGCAAUGCCACCUCCACCGUUGGACAAAGCCUCACCUCUGUUAAGGUAAAGGCAGGUGAGGCUCUUCGUCUCCACAGGACAUCGGUUGGAGAGGAGGCGCUAGAAGAGGAGGACGAGGGAGCAGGGGAGAAGAAAGAGGGAGGAGAAUGUCCCGAUGGAUCCAGCUUAAGCGCUGCUCCUGCUGCAGCGUCCACCAGAGGGGUUUUCUCCACAAUCACACAUGCUGUACAGAAUACUGGGAAGUCGGUCAUCAGUGGAGGACUGGAUGCCUUGGAGUUCAUCGGGAAGAAGACCAUGAAUGUUCUAGCUGAGAGUGACCCGGGUUUUAAAAAGACCAAGACUCUAAUGCAGAAGACCGCCUCUCUUAGUCAGAUGUUGAGGGAAGCCAAGGAAAAGGAGCGUGCACGUCUAAGCAACCAGCCGCUGAGUGCACCCACAGCUCGCUACGGCAUCCUCUUUGACAACUACCAGGGUUUGUCCCACCUCGAGGCCCUGGAGAUCCUGUCCAAUGAGAGCGAGGCCAAAGUCCAAGCAUUCCUGUCCUCCCUCACGGAGGAAGAGCAGCAGGAGGUGAAGAAGGAGUUGAUUUUCAUUAAAGAGAUAUUCAUCAAGCAAGAUGAAGAAGAAGAAGAGAGGGAGGAAACGGAAGGAGAGACAAAGGAUAAUGGUGAUCUAAGUUCCCAGAUACACUGUUCCACCCCCAUAUCUGCUGACGGUGAGGAGUUUGUUAGUGUUCUGACAGAGCUGCUGUUUGAACUUCAUGUUGCUGCGACACCGGACAAACUCAGCAAGGCUCGUAUGAGAGCCCAGGAAUGGGUGAACAAGGUGGAGCAGCUGGGAGGAGAAGCAUUUUCCGGAGAGAGCACAGAGGAUCAGAAGGAUGAUGGCCAGAACAAAAAAGAAGAGAAAAAGAAGGAUGAGGAGGAACAGCUUGAGGACAACAGGAGUGAGGAGGAAGACAAGGCGAAAGAGAGUGACCUCCAAUCAGUAGAGGGCAUCUACCGGUCAUCAGUGGGCAGUUUGGCAGAAGUGACGGCUCGCAGUAUCGAACAGCUCCACAAGGUGGCAGAGCUCAUCCUUCAUGGUCAGGAGCAGGAGAAGCCAGCAAGAGACCAGGCACAAAUCCUCACCAAGUUGACAUGUGCCAUGUGUAAGGAGGUAGAUUGUUUGACCAAGAGGUUCUCUGGUACACUUCUUUUAGUUGGGGCCCAAAGGAAAGCAGAGGAGUUGAAUCCACUUGUAGACAGCGUCCUGCAGGAGGGGACCAACAGUACCAACUACAUCCUUAAUGCAUUUCAGCUGCUGCUGCCAGUCCUGCAGAUCUCCCACAUCCAGAGCCAACACCGCCAACCUGCAGCAGAGCCAGAGGCGAAGCCGCAGCAUUGACAGCCUCAGUCCAUCAGCUUGUCCUAAUGUGCAGUUGUAAGCAAUGCAAACUAUUCAGUGCUUUUAUGUGCCAUGAAGCAGGAGAUAAAUGACUGAGAGAAUAAACACUCUUGAAGAAAACAGAUGAAAGAACUAUUAACAGGCAACAAUUGCACUGAUGCAGAUGUGUGUAUCCGCUUCUUAUUUAGGAAAACAUCCUGUCGUGUUUUGCAGGUAAUAUUUUGCUUUAUGGGACUAAACGUCUGUAAAGCUCAGUGGAGAACCAACCAGCAGCGUUACCAGAGAUGACGUUCUGCUGGAACACAGGCUUCUCCCUUUACUCAGAUCACAUGUUUCUCACCGUUCAAGUUUCCUUCAUGUAUGACAUGCUUUAACGUUAUAGUACAUGAACUUCUCUCCCAAAGACCUGAUGCUGCCCUACAGUUUGUGCUGACUCUAAUUAAACCAAAUACAGAAUGGGUUAAUUCAUCCUAAAACAAUAAAACAAAAGACACAAAGGAAAUUGAUGAACAUUAACGCAAUGCUCUAAUUGUGCAGUGAUCAAUUUUUUAUCUAUAACACUAUUGUAACUGGGUGCCUACUGCAUUGUUAGAAGAUAGGUUUAUACUGCAAUAAAAAAGUCAAGAUACAGCAAAAACAGAAAAUUAUGAAACAAAUGUUUCAUUAUUAAUCUAUUUUUAUGCUCCCUACUGACAAUAUUAUAUACAAUAGUAGCAAUACAGAAGUGGCUUAACAGUUUUCCUCUGGCUUAAAACUAAAAGUUAGUAUUAUUUAACAUUUGCACCAUUUGUUUAAGUUGCCUUUUUAUGUAAGUUAUAUGAAGCAACACUAUCUUGGAUUUUGUUAACAGUUUGAUUUAUGUGUUUUGUCCCCUUAUUGUAUCCAUUGAAUGUGGGGAAAAAGAGUUUUUUUUGUGCUACUGCUAAUAAAGAAAAUGUGUGUUAACAUCACUGAAAA